AAACCUCGAAUCGCCUAGGCAUUGGCAUCGCGAGAGCAUAAGACCUGGAAAUGAAAGCGAGAACGUCAUAUGAAGAUGCCAAUUGCUACGACUUACUGCUUCAAAACGACCGCCCUUACAUACGGAUCGAAACAUGGGAUUAGACAGCUGCAUAUUAAACCAUCGAAUACAGCUUCUGUGCGCCUCUUCAAUUCAACCGUUGGAUUGCGACAUGAUCUGAAGUCAUCGAACACAUCAAAGAUGGGUUCGACUAGCCCUCGCCCACCUUCUGUCGAUAUUAGAUUCUCGAAUGACCCUCCGACUGUUCAUAGUCACCCUGUUGGACUCUUUGUUAACAACUGCUUCUCAAUAGCAUCAAGCGGGGAGUGUAUAACUACUCUCGAUCCAAUUACGGAUCGAGAAGUUGCGAACGUUCCUCUUGCUUCUUCUGAAGAUGUCGAUCGUGCCGUUAGGGCGGCUAAAUCGGCGUUUGACAACAUCUGGAAAGAUAUGUCUGGAACAGAGAGAGGGAGAUACUUGGCUAAGCUUGCUGAUCUACUUGAAGAAAACAAGCAAUACAUAAGCCAAGUGGAGGCUUUGGAUACUGGAAAACCUGUUGAUGUAGUAUUGACGGAAGAACUGCCGGAAUGCGUCAACGUCUGCAGAUACUAUAGCGGAUGGGCUGAUAAGAUUUACGGCCAAUCAAUCCAGCCUUUCAAAGAAAAAAUUGCUUUUACGGCACGAGAGCCGUUAGGAGUAUGCGCGUUGAUAGUGCCGUGGAACUAUCCUUUAAUGUUAUCAAUAUGGAAAAUGGCCCCAGCCCUUGCAGCUGGAAACACUAUCGUCCUGAAAAGUUCCGAACUCACGCCAUUAUCUGCUUCGUAUUUGGGAUACUUGGCUGCGGAGGCGAAUUUUCCGCCCGGUGUCAUCAACAUAUUAUCUGGUGAUAGUACAACCGGUAAAUCAUUGUCCAGCCAUCCGGGAAUUAACAAGAUAUCCUUCACUGGCUCGCUCGAAACUGGAAAACAGAUCAUGAAGGCAGCAGCUCAGAAUAUGGUGCCAGUGACCCUUGAGCUUGGCGGAAAAUCCGCAGCACUAGUCUUUUCUGAUGCUGAUAUUGAUCAGGCUGUCAAAUGGUGUCAUGCCGGAAUCAUGAGUAACGCAGGUCAAAUCUGCACCGCCACAUCACGAAUUUAUGUUUCGCAUGAGAUAUAUGAGUUAUUUUUGCGGAGUCUUGCUGAUUACACGGCAGAGAAGUCUAAAGAAUCUCAAUUUCAGCAGCCACAGAUUUCGAAAAAGCAACAGCAGAAGAUACAGAGAUAUAUACAGUCAGGACUUAGUGAAGGUGCACGACUAAUAUACAGCGAAGACACCGGUUCAGAGACCGGAUACUUUGUUGGAGCUACCAUUUUAGCAGAUGUUGGCGAUGACAUGACCGUGUCCACUGAGGAGAUAUUUGGACCGGUUGCUGUAUGUGACUCAUUCAAUAGCAUGGAAGAAGCGGUUAUGCGCGCCAAUUCUUCUUGUUAUGGACUUGCUAGUGCGAUAUUUACUGCUGACAUUACUCGAGCGUUGCAAGUAGCUCGGAAUCUUCAAGCUGGAACAGUCUGGAUAAAUUCUUCGAAUGAUAGUGAUUUCCGUGUCCCUUUUGGAGGAUAUAAAAAGAGUGGUUUUGGACGAGAGCUUGGUGAGCACGCUUUGCAAGCGUACACUCAAGAAAAAUCGGUCCAUAUCAAUAUUGGUAGUCGCCUCUGAGCUUUUUAGUCAUACUAUUAAUACUGGUCUCGAUACCUGCUGCCAUAGCCAUUAUCAUUUUGUUUCUUUUCUAUUUUAGAUCUUGAUCCUGCUUGAGAUCUCCAUGUCUGUUGAUUGACAGACCAUUAGUCAGUCCAAAAUAGCCUAACUGUUGCACAUGGACUAUAGAAUAGAUUGAUCAUCAUCAUCAUAUUGGUCAGUAUUCUGCACCACAUCGGCAGUGUUGCAAGCUUCUGUGCCUGACUAAACUUCUUUAGAACUUAUUUUCAGCACAAUAGUAAUCCAUGAUGAUGAUGAUGAUGAUGAUGAUGAUGA
Messenger RNA from Myxozyma melibiosi, 2049 nucleotides. RefSeq names its product putative aldehyde dehydrogenase Ald3. The record is from RefSeq and is a predicted model, not a curated record. Lineage: Eukaryota; Fungi; Ascomycota; Lipomycetes; Lipomycetales; Lipomycetaceae. The transcript has 5 exons. Gene Ontology annotation, molecular function: aldehyde dehydrogenase (NAD+) activity. Bases 70 to 1734 code for a protein of 554 amino acids.